GUUGCACCUGGCAGUGGCACUGGCAGAGAGUGGUGCGCACCGCGAUUCAGUUUCACACCGCCCAUUCUCUUCCUUGCACGCUCACCACCAGUUUCGCAUCCGAGGUUGCUCGCCAAAGUGCCUUCUUCCCCCGGACGCCUGCCCUCCGAGGACGCCGGGAGGAACGCCGUCGCUCUCGCUCAACCGUGCCGGCUCAGAAGCAGAAGAUUUUUCUCUUGCUUGCUAGUAUCAGCGAGGAACCAGCAUGCCGGGCAGCCGUGCCGCGACCGUGUUGGACGACCUGCCGGAGUGGCUCGUCGUCGACGAGAUCCUCGCCCGGCUGCCUGUCAAGGACGUGUUCCGCUGCCGCGCCGUCCGGAGGUCGUGGCGCAGCGGCACAUCCACCUACGCCUUCAUCCUCGGCCACCACCGCCGCCAGCCCUCGCUGCCCAUCAUCUUGCACGACCAUGGCAUCAGCCGCGUCGCCGGAGCCUCCGCCUCCCCGCCUCCAGUGGUCAGAAGAUACGGCCCCUGCUCCGGUACGCAAGCCUCGGUAUAUGCAUGCGCUUCAUAACCUGUGAUGGGCUCCUCAUCCUGUGGCGGGGUUCAGAUUUCUACAUCUGCAACCCGGCCACCCGCAAGUGCGCCCCGCUGUCGCAUCCUCCGCGACAACAGUUCAUCAGCCCCAUCACCGGAGUCGACGUGCUCGGCUUGUACCGGCACCAGCCAUCUGGAGAAUACAGGGUGCUCUGGGUGUCGUACGCCGCGCCCAUGGGGACAUUCGCCGCUGUUAAGGUUGAGCAGCCUCAUUACCUUGUCUUCACCGUGGGUUCGGACCAGCCAAGACGCAUCCAAUGGCCGACAGUUUCAGAAGAUGGGUGUCCUGCUGCCCAUCCACCGAUCCACCAUCGUGGUAGCCUCCACUGGGCAAUGGGUUGCAGCAUAACGGUAUUUGAAACCAUAGCCGAGACAUUCCGGCAGAUGAGCCGUCCGGCACAAUUGGGCAGCUACGUGCUAUUAUUGGAUACGGGCGACAACCUUGCUUUGUAUGUCAGCACCGACCAUGACCGCGUCACUUUGGAUGUUUGGGUCUUGCAGGACUAUGAUGCAGAGACCUGGGGGUUUCGAUACCGGAUUAACUUGUUAGCGAUGGAUGCAUCUCCACCGCUUAAGUUGUGGAAAUCUAUCCCUAGGCUGGCUGUGAUCAAUGAACGUGAGCUGUUGAUGGCGCAGCCUCCUCGUCGUCUGUUGCAUUGUGACAUUGAUGGUGUGUUUUUAGGAAAUGUAGAAAGCGAAGAGCAUGAGAACCGCUUGACACUUUCUUGGCAUCGCUUCCAAGAGAGCAUGAUUUCAGUCCCACUGUUUGAGGCGCAAGAAGAAGACGCUGUGAGCAACGAGCCUCCGUUCGUCAUGGUUCUAUAAGAUGCCAUGCUCCAUCUUAAUGGUUUGGACUAGUUCUUUGUUGUGCCCCUGGUAGUAUCUAUCAUGUAUCUGUAUGAACCUUGCCUUCAGUUUUAUGUUCUUACUUUUUAGUACAACUGCUAGUAGAACCGAACACUUUGUAUUCUGAAGUACUCCCUCCGUCCCAUAAUAUAAGAACAUUAAGAACACUAGUGUAGUGUUAAAAAUGUUCUUAUAUUAUGGGACGGAGGCAGUAGUACUCUAGUAUCAUCGUUUCAUGCGUGUCAUGUUAUCUUGAACAUCGUGUUAAUGUAUGUUUUGAACAAUGGUGUGUCUACUGCUAUAAAGAACUGUUGUAUUGUUCUCCUGAGUUCACUUUCAAUUUGCAUUGUUAAACGAAUGGCAAUGUUGCAGCUUGAAAUGCUAAUUCCUUAGCGAGAAGUUAUGGCAUUUUAGUUGCUGAAAUGGUUACUUCAAGUACUCCCUCAUGCAGCUUAAUAUUUUGAUCUUUCAUGCUCAGUGCCAUCGAGUAUCUAUGCUCUGGAAGUGUUCUGAUGUUCCCCCCUGUUUACUUUCAUUUUGCACCGUUGGAAAAAUCACGGAAGGCAUGAUUGCAGUUUGAAAUGCUAAUUCCUUCACGAGUAGUUAUGGCAGUUUUGUUGCUGAAAUUGUUGGUUCAGGCACUCACUUAUGUAGCUCAAUAUUUUGAUCUUUCAUGUUCAGUGCACACUUGAUUUUGGCACCUGGACGCUCUUGUUCUCUGUGCGGAGAUUUUUUUUGGUUUUGAAAAGGAGGAUAACCUCCGGCCUCUGCAGUUCUUUGUGUGGAGAUGUCUUUUCUUAGGCACAUUUCAGAAACUGCAUGUGAUUUGGUGCUCAGCAGCAUAGUUUUAUUUCUGAUUGUUACUAUGGUGGCAAGUAAUUCGAUCACUGCUACCGCUGUUAUGUGUCUGAUUGCUACUUCAAUACGACUAAUUUUUUUUGGCAAGGAUGAACUUCGUUUUCGGAGAAAAGAGAUUGGCUGUUGGUUUGUUUGC
Messenger RNA from Aegilops tauschii subsp. strangulata, 2416 nucleotides. Its product is annotated as F-box protein At5g49610-like. The record is from RefSeq and is a predicted model, not a curated record. Lineage: Eukaryota; Viridiplantae; Streptophyta; Magnoliopsida; Poales; Poaceae. Gene Ontology annotation, molecular function: protein binding.